CCAUCGGCAUGAAGGGGCACUGGAGAGUGGUCAUAGCUGUCGGCAUCUUGGCCCUGGCCAUCAAUGGGGCCAUUAACGAAUCCACAGUACGUCGUCAACGCUAUGAUUAUGGCCUAUUCAAUGACAGCCUGGACUUGGCUACGGAACUGGUCACCUCAGAGAUCCUGACGGAAGAUGAGCAGGUCAGAUUGGAGUCCAAGCACGAGCCACAUCUCAUCCGAAGCUCUGUUAUUUUUGGGUUAACCAAAGCCUCCAACGAGAGUAGGUUGAGCUCCAGCUGCCAUGCCCAACUGCAGCAGGUGCAGCGGGGAAUUCUGACCAAGCAACCAUGGGCUAUGAAGGUGCUCGACGCUUCUGGGACCAAGCCGUCGGGCUUCGUUUUUGGCCAGAACUACUGGCUGGGUAGCCGGGAGGCUUGCCGAGGCGUCCAGCGACCCGUGGGGAUCACUCUUUCCCGGAAUUACGAACGUGUCAUGCAUUAUGGGAUACUCACCCAGCAGGCCCCCUUCGACAUGGACUACCGGAUUAUAUACCUGCGUCAUCAAUCCCCCUGGCAGGUGGAGAUCAAGGUCAUGUCCGAACAGGUGCUACAUAUUGGCCUGUGCCUGCCGAGCGCUUGUGGCUCCGAGGAGGUGAAGCAGCUAGCCAGGGACUAUGUGGCUGAGGGAACGUUCGCCGAGGACGACAUCUUUGACAUGCAGCCGGAGGUGAUGUACAUGAAGGACCUCAAGCUGAGCGAGCGUUUCUUCCAGCGUCCAACCUUCCGAAUGGUGGUGGCUGCGCUCCUGGUGACCGGUGCUCUUAUGCUUUGCGCCCAGCAGCUGCGCGUGGCCAAGCGGGGCGAUGAACCGGAAACGGGUCUGGCUCCUGUCGAGUCCGAGCUGUGGCAGGCCCUGGACUCCCUUCUCAAGUGGCAGCCCCUUCAGAAUGUGGUGUCCUGCUUUGAUGUGGCCGACAAUUGGAGAAGGAUAUCUGCUAUGCGGGAGAAUCGUUCUGGAGAGAUUCCCAUUAUGAAUGGCCUGCGAUCAGUGUGUGCCAUCUGGAUCCUGAUCUUCCAUGUGGUGUGGUACAUGUACUUUACCGUGCACAACAAGACGGUUCUGAUUUCGUAUGCCGAGAAGGCAGUCUUCCAAUAUGUUUCCACAGCUCCGCUCCUUGUGGAUGUCUUCUUUACAAUUAGCGGCUUCCUGCAAACCUACAACUUCCUGAGGAAUGCCAAGCAGCUGGAUGCAGUGCGUCGCAAUGGACUGGCUGGCAAUGCAAAGCUCUUUGGCAAGCUCCUGUUCCAUCGCUAUCUGCGUCUGGGUCCGCUCUACCUGGUGGUAAUGGGCAGCGUAGACCUGGCCUUCGCCUACAUCGGGGACGUGUCCGUCUUCCACAUCAACGAGCGCUUCGAUGAGCUGUGCACGGAGCACUGGUGGCGCAACCUCCUGUUCAUCCAGAACCUCUUUGAUCACCGCGAGAUGUGUGCCAAUUGGAGCUGGAGUCUGGCCUGUGACAUGCAGUUCUUCCUGCUGGCCAACCUCGUGCUCUUCGUCUACGCCAGACACCCCAAGGCGGCCAAGGCAGUCACGCUGGCCGGACUUGUGGCCACUAUAACCUGGUCCUAUGGGAUCGGCAUCAACCACAAGUUCGAGUUCUCCUUCGACGCCACCUACGCAACUGGCACCCAGAUAUACACGAGUCCCUUUGUGAGGAUCCUGCCGUACAUCGUGGGCGCCAUUGCCGCCUGGUGUCUCCAGGAACAGCGCUUUCAAAUGGAGCUGAGCGAACAGCAGACCCGCUGGCUAUGGCACCUCAGCGUACUGGUCUUCCUGGGCUGCAUUUACUCCACGGUUAAACGAGAUUUGGGCCACCUCAUCACCAUAUCACUGUUCGUCCUGGGCCGGGGACUGUUCUCGCUGACCGUUUGCUGGAUGGUCGUGGGCAGUGCCUCGGGUAGCGGCGUCUGGUGGUCACGAAUGUUGGAGGCCAAGUGCUUCCAGCACCUGAACCGCUUGUCCUAUGCCAUAUAUCUCCUGAAUCCCCUGGUGAUAGCCCUCGUCUACAGUCUGACCAGUACAAGUUCCGCUGCGGAUCCUUUCAUGCUGAGCGUCGUGUGUUGCGGCUUCACCAUGAUCGUGUACCUAGCCUCCAUAGCCUUUUCGCUGGCCUUUGAGCUGCCAUACAGCAAUCUGUCCGGAUUGCUGCUGAGACGCGAGGGAAAGCCCAAGAGCUCCUGAACUGUGAU
This is a messenger RNA of Drosophila kikkawai, 2230 nucleotides long. RefSeq names its product nose resistant to fluoxetine protein 6. NCBI's taxonomy places the organism in Eukaryota, Metazoa, Arthropoda, Insecta, Diptera, Drosophilidae. Gene Ontology annotation, molecular function: acyltransferase activity, transferring groups other than amino-acyl groups. The record is from RefSeq and is a predicted model, not a curated record.